AUGGGCAUGAACAGUAGCAGUGUCAAAGAAGACUUUGUCCUGGUGGGCUUCUCUGAUCAGCCCAACCUAGAAAAGAUACUCUUUGUGGUUGUUUUGGUAUCGUAUCUCCUGACUCUGGUGGGAAAUACAGUCAUUAUUCUGAUCUCCUCUACAGACUCUAAACUCAGAACACCCAUGUACUUUUUCCUUACUCACCUCUCCCUAGUUGAUAUCUGCUUUACUACCAGUAUUGUCCCCCAGCUGCUGUGGAACUUAAGAGGACCAGCCAAAACCAUAACAGCCCUGGGCUGUGCUGUCCAGCUCUACGUCUCUCUGGCUCUGGGCUCCACUGAGUGCGUCCUCCUGGCUGUAAUGGCUUUUGAUCGCUACGCUGCAGUGUGCAAACCUCUUCACUACGCAGCUGUAAUGAACCUGCGGCUGUGCCAGGCUCUGGCAGGGGUUGCGUGGCUGAGUGGAGUAGGAAACACUCUCACCCAGAGCACUGUUACCCUCUGGCUGCCUCGCUGUGGACACCGGUGGCUCCAUCAUUUCUUCUGUGAGGUACCCUCAAUGAUUAAACUUGCAUGUGUGGAUAUCCAUGCCAAUGAGGUCCAGCUAUUCAUUGCUUCAUUGGUCUUGCUCCUCUUGCCCUUAGCACUGAUAUUGAUGUCCUAUGGACAUAUAGUCAAGGCAAUUAUUAGGAUCAAGACAGUCCAGGCCUGGCGCAAAGCCCUGGGGACAUGUGGAUCCCACUUGAUGGUAGUAUCCCUCUUCUAUGGGACCAUUACAGCUGUUUACAUCAAGCCCAACAGUUCUUAUGCCCAUACGUAUGGGAAAUUCAUCUCCCUCUUCUACACAGUAGUGACUCCAGCCCUCAAUCCUCUCAUCUACACACUGAGGAAUAAAGAUGUGAAAGUAGCACUGGGAAGACUUUUUCACAGAGCCAGAGACCUAGGCUCAUAA
Molecule: messenger RNA, 942 nt
Organism: Capra hircus (goat)
Lineage: Eukaryota; Metazoa; Chordata; Mammalia; Artiodactyla; Bovidae
Product: olfactory receptor 2G3-like
Exons: 1
Coding region: 1-942 (313 amino acids)
Biological process (GO): G protein-coupled receptor signaling pathway
Cellular component (GO): membrane
Molecular function (GO): olfactory receptor activity; G protein-coupled receptor activity
Source: RefSeq, a predicted model, not a curated record